Molecule: messenger RNA, 1299 nt
Organism: Recurvomyces mirabilis
Lineage: Eukaryota; Fungi; Ascomycota; Dothideomycetes; Mycosphaerellales; Teratosphaeriaceae
Exons: 1
Coding region: 1-1299 (432 amino acids)
Source: RefSeq, a predicted model, not a curated record
AUGGCCGUGACCAUGAAGGAAGCAGGAGCCGGUUCAGAUACUGCGCCAGAUACCAGCCUUACCGGAUCAUUCCUCAUGGCGGCUGCCGAAAUGACUCAACCCGAGGUGGUGAGCUCGAGGCUCUUGCGAUUACCUGCCGCGCUAUUGGUGCGCAUAGCGGGACACGCAGAAGAUUGUAGCCUUCCCUCGAUGCGACUCGUCAGCCGCAGGAUAACCGAGACCACGUGGAAGGCAUAUCUCGAAGCGUUCUUCAUUACGCGGGCCCAUCUGACGACCACGUAUGGUCUACGAGUCCUGGCCGACGUCAGUCGGACCGAGGUCUUCGCUAGGAAGAUCAAGUCGAUCUCACUGCUCGACAAGAUCAUAUAUCGUUACACUCUCUAUCUUUCCGACGAUACAGUACGCAGGGGCUAUACGCUUCAGCAGCACGACAUCAAGCAACGUGUAUGGGCUGGCUCUGACGCCACUACAUUGACCCAGAUCUUCUCUAAUCUGGCAAGGCUUGGAUUGUCGCCUCGGGUAGAAAUCUAUCCAUGGCGCAAGCGUCGACAUAAGAUCGUUCACGGAGAGCGGCAGUUGGAUCGCAAGCUUGGGCUUGAUCAGGAUCAUAUAGUGUUUUGCGAUAAUCAAUGCGACCGCGCUAUCGCACAGGUACUUGUGGCCAUGGCUGUGUCGGGCUUCAAGGCCGCGGCCCUGGAUCUCUGCACCUUCCAUCGCGAUGCCUGGGUGGGCGGACUGGCCUUCAACUUGCCGCUCGACCUUUUCGAGGCGCCUAAUGAGCCUUUCCGCUUGCUCACAUCUCUCGGCAUUGGCUUUGGCGAAGCACUACCCACCUUGGCACCAGGUGAUCUAUAUGCGGCCUCUCGAGUCUUCAGCUCCCCACAUGCUCUAGAGAAGUUGAGUGCCAAAGGCGCGUGUGCUGUCAAUGGGAGUGAGUGCCGUGAGAUGCAAGCUCUCAUGAGCAUGAUCCAAACCACCAAGCUAAAAUCGCUCGGCCUGUUCAACAUCUCGGGUACGGCACUCUCCUUCAUCGACGGUCUCGCGCGCUCAAGAGCUACGCUGCGAUCUCUGGCAAUCGCACUCGCCACGAUCCCGACCGACAAUUGCUGGACCCCGGUGCUGAAGUUCUUAGCGUUCGUGUUGAGUAUCGAUCGAGUGCUGGUGUCAGGAUUGUACCGGAGCGAUAGAUCGAGGCUGCUGAAAGGACGCACUCACAGACAGGCUGCGGCUUGGCGCGAUGUUGCAGGCGUCAAGGACUGGCUGAUAGAGAAUGAGGAGACGGUGUACGAUCUAGUAUAG